UCGGCCUGUGAGUCGCUUCCCAUGAAAGUUUAUAUCUCCGGAAUUGUGACCAUUUUUUGUUUGAAUGACUGAGAACUGUUCGUCAUGGGGUUGGGAUUUAAUUGUAGAUUCCUUUUAUUUUAUAUUCUGUACGCGCUAAGGUGCAUCAAAGUUCACUGUGCAGCGGCAGUAGGUGAUGGAUUCAAAGUCUGUCCAAAUACACUAACAGCCUAUUCCACGAUAACAAAGAGCCACAAUGCCAGGUGUUACCAGUUUGUUGAUAAAGAAGUCAUGUGGGACAAGGCCAGAGACAUCUGUUCUGGAGCAGGUGGGAAAUUAGCAGAAAUAUAUGAUCUUUCCACUGCAAAGUUCCUCAGGACUACAUUGAACGGGAUGACUUCGUGGGACAAUGAAGGAGUUUGGAUUGGAGGCAGAAAGAAGAGUGGAAAGUGGUAUUGGGCCACAGGAAGACCUAUGGUAUUCACAGACUGGGCACCAGGGGAGCCUGGUGGACUGGACUUCCCCUGUUUUGGUGGAGACUGUGUCUUAAUGAGGAGAAGUGACCGUUGGAAGUGGUCAGAGUGCUUCUGUAAAACCUUCAACUAUGUCUACAAGUUCAUCUGUCAGUUUGAUGAAACAGAUACUGGUGUUUUUCAAGCAGAUACCUCUGACAAUUUAGGUCUGGUAGGGAUAGGGAUAGGAGUGGGUGUGGCCCUGGCAGUCCUGCUGGCCCUGGGGAUAUGUCUAGGCUGCUGCAUAUGGAGAAGAAGAAUUUCGCGCGAGGAUUCAGACACUGGUCGACAGUACGAUACAGUGACGUACUCGGAAGUGAUGAAUGCACAGAGAGAGGGGGUCAUUUCUGAUAACUCCAGAAAUCUAGAGACAGAAAAAACUACGUUGACUGAGACAGAAGCUCCUCCUAAAUAUGAGGAUUUGUUCGGGGCUAGCAGUGGUGCUGCUGCAAAUGCGCCAUCUGGUGAACAGUUAGAGAUGUCUGAAUUUUCCAGGUCUGAACCGACACAAUCAGAAUCAUCACAACCAGAGCUUUCUCAACAAACGCAAUCUGACGCGUCACAUCCAUCUGGCACAGACCAUUCGCUUCCUGUAGAAUCUCAGCCAAUGGAAUCAGCUGGUGCUUUGGACCGUACGGAAACUGAGCCUGAGGUGGCGUCACAGAUCGUUUCUCAACAGCAGACGUCUGCUGGAGAUGAACCCUUUCCAGGUCAACCAACUGCAGAAAAUGGGGAUGUUGUCCCAGAAGAAGAGGCUGCAGCAACAGACCCUCUUCUGUCCAAUCAAGCCAUUUCCGGUGAUACGGAAGGUGAUUUGAAACACCAACAAAUCGUAAAACCUACCAGUGCUUCCCAAUAGUGCCUGCAGAUAUUGAUUUUCUUAAAAAAGAGCAAUUAUUAUUGCAUUUUAUGGGUUCUGAUCAAUGCGAUCGCCUUUUGUAUGGCUUAAAUAAUUAGCGACAAGGCUGCUGCAUGAUAAUUCAGUUAUAAACCACCGGUGUAUGUGUUGGUAUCAAAUGUGAAUAGAUACUAAAAGCAUUAAAUGGGACGGAGAUAUAAAACAAGGCACAUAAAGAUAAAAUGUGGGAUUGCGUAUUUAUAAUGCACAGUGAUAAUACGCCAAGGUAUUUAAAGUGGUGGGGUUCUCUUUUACUGAAAUCAGUGGUGUGACAUACUAACCCCCGAUUUUUAGACAAUUUCUGACCUUUAUUGAAAAGUGUUGUCCUCUUACAUGUAUUUAUAGAGUGUUAAAUCAUGACAUAUUCUCCAAUUACAAGCAAUAAAAAUGUUUCUUUAUUCAUAGCUGUAUAGUGCUAAGAAACUGAUGUAUGUUAAAAAUGAAUGUAUUUGUGAUGUUUGUCCAGUAUUGUAACAAAAUAGGUCAGUAUAAUGUUAAAAAAUACAAUGCAGGCAAAAUUUAUGUUGAAUUUCAGCAACAUUACAUUGUGGAUUUAUGUGUCAGGGAAUCUGCAUUAGUUUUAUUCAUUAACGAUAUGAGAGCAUUAUUAUUAUUAUUAGUAUCAUUAACCACGUGUUUAUGUUUUAUUUCGUGCCAAGAGGCCGACAUGGUGUUGCAAUUAUCAUUAAUAAGGUGCAUACAGAACGAGUGCCCACCAAGAGACACGACCGAAAACGAGGAUAGUGUGCGUGUACUGGUAAACAUUGUAGGAUCUGCUUCUUAAUUUGGUUACUGGGAAUGAAUGAGAGAAGACAGAUCAUUUAGCUGAGUCCUGCAUUUCAGUGUGUACAGUAAGAACGUGGUCACAUUUUUAUUUUAUAAUUUUUUAUUUAUAUAAUUACGUGUCUGUCUCAAAGGAUCUGCCUCUAAACCUGUUUAAUUUAAUUUUUUUUUUUUUUUUUUUUUUUUUUUGCAAGAUGUAAUCAUAGUAGUUUGUGCUAAAUCUGAAACAUAAGCAAGGGCUUUCUUAUUAAAAUAGGAACACUAUUCCAUUUCUCUGCGACUGAUUUUUAUCUUGUAUUAAAGUCAGCGGAAAUGAUUUCUGAGCCAUUUUCUCCAACAAAGUUUUUUUUUUUUUUUUUUUUGUUUGUUUGUUUGUUUGCUAAGGUUCCUGGUUAAUGUUCUUCAUAGGCACUGGAUCAUAGGUAAAAUUAACCGUCUUGACAUCAAAGUAACAUCCAAUUUUGUUAAAAUUUUUAUUCUAACAAGUUUCCUCCAGGUGAAAUGUCAUCAGUGCUGAUUCAUCAUUGUACUGGUAGUCACUUUUAAACGUAUUUUAUUAACCGGUUACCUCGUAGGAAUAUGUUAGCCAUACCGUUACACUUUUAUCGAUUUUUUUAAUGGUAAGGAAGUUAGAAUUUAACAGUGCCGCCAAGUAAUGGUUUUGUUUGUAUACGGUCACAAUAAUACAUUUUCUUUUGAAUUCAAGUUUUUUAUACUAAUGGAAUAAAUAUUACUAAAU
Lingula anatina is the source of this 2911-nucleotide messenger RNA. RefSeq lists its product as uncharacterized. NCBI's taxonomy places the organism in Eukaryota, Metazoa, Brachiopoda, Lingulata, Lingulida, Lingulidae. The record is from RefSeq and is a predicted model, not a curated record.